AUGGACUGGAAUGUAAGACCGCUCCAGAAUGCUGAUGCAAAGAACCUGCAAAGCGAAGAAGCAUGUUACACUCCGUUGCUUUCUAGUGUACGUGUUUUUCCUCAGACAAAUUCCUAUUCUUCUAAAAAUGGAUGCACAUAUCCUGGAAAUAACGAAAUGGUGUAUCUGCCAACCAGCAAUGUUGCAUUCCCUCUUGUAAAUGCUGAAGGAUUCCAAACUUCAGAUCAGGCCUUACCAGGAGCAUCUGUGGCCAGUAAUGAUUUUUUUGUCUCAAAAUACUCAGUUGAUCAAUGUCCACUGUCCUCUGUACCACCAGCUCCAAAACCUCCUAGUCGGACAUCACGUUUGCGGACAGAGAUGACUCGGACUUCUUGGCCAAAUUCUAAUGCCUACACUUAUUCUUAUAGAAAGUUACCUACCCAGUCUUCUCAAAUGAGUGCUGGAAAUAACAUGAGAAAUGUAUUUCAGGAACCUCAGUAUGCCACUACAAACGGUUACGUUAUGCAGCCACACAUACCGCAGCAUAACUCUAUGACAGCUACAACGUUCUAUCACAGUGACAUUAAUUCCCAGAAUAAUUCUAUGUCUCUUGGUACAUCUGGGCAACGUGUCCACAACAGAAUGUAUCAUCACAACUCUCAAUUGAAAGUUUUACACUCAUUGAAUCAAAGUACAGUAGCAAAUGUACAGCUGCUACAACGUCAGCCAAGCCAGAUGGGAUCAGAAGCUGCUAGCGGACGUUCUGCUCCAUCUUUGUUGCCUGCCAACUGUGAUUCAAGAGCUGCAGAACAGUCUUCACUAGGCAUACUACAGACAGUUCAAAAUGUGCCUAACGGAUACGCCUUUAGCCAACAGAGUUGCCCAUCAGAUCCACAAAACGCUUCUGGUUUUAAUAGCGUUCUGCAACACUGUCAGAAACAGCAAUCUGGAGAAGGUAGUCAGUCGGUUGGGAAUGUCUGUAAUUCAAUUGAAAAUGUGACAGCAAAUAAGCCUUUUAAUGAAGUGUCUGUGCCAUCCCCUGGCUUUUCCAAAGAACUCUAUGAUAUUUUGCAGGAGGUGGAAAGUAUUCCUUCGGUGGCUGCUUCAAAGCCACUGAGUGAUCCUGCUUCAGUUCAAGAAAGCCAGACUAGCAGUUUAAUGAAUGGGCCUGUUAAUUCUCAGUUUUUUUCAGCAACAGCAGAUGAAGGAAUGGUUAAGGAAAGACUAGAUUGGGAAGCUCAAAGGCUGCUCGCUAUUAAAAAAAAAUGUGUCCUGCUUGAAAGGAUACAUCUUUAUAGGAGAAAAGUCUUAGCAGCUUCAGGAUGUGAGAAAAGUACUCCCCCACUUCUUCCAAAUUACCAAGCUACUCUUUCUAAUUGUCUUCCUACUGUGCCCAACCAAAAUGUACCACCUUCCUCAUCUGAAACAGUGAGGACAGAGAGUACAAUACUUAACUCUUCAACUGAAGAAGGAAACAACAAAAACGUAGCCAAUACUGAUAACAGAGGAUUAGAGGUGACUAAAAGUAACCCUCAGGUGGAGCAGGGAAGCCUUUCAUCAAGCUCUGCUCCUAUUCCUUCUCAAAGCCAACUCCCAGCUCAGUUAAAUAAUCCUGAGAGCAAUCCCAUCUCUGAACAAAGGGAUGCAUAUGCCUUGGCUUCUUCUCAAAAAAACAUUACAUCCUUGAACAGCGCUUCGUGUGUCAGUCAAGUGGAUAGCUCUAUCAAAACUGCAUCAAAGAGUUUGCCAGUUAACCCCAAGAACUCACCAUUUCUUCAGUUUUUCUUGAGCAGCACAAAUACACUGAAAGAGGAGAGAGCUGGUGCUACUGCUGAUAAGAUACUGACUAGUCUCCUGUCUGGUGAAAAACCAUUGAUAGGUGCAUCUGUUUCAGGUAGAAGCUUAUUAAAAGACACUAGUGAGAAGAAUGUAGAAGGUUUGAAAGGUGAGCAACCAUUUACGGUUCACACAAACUCUUCUGUAUCAGAAAAAAACAGAUCUGGUAAAGCUAAAUUCCAGAGUGGUGCAGCUCAGAAAGAAAAGCCAUUUACUGAAAAUACAUCUUUUAAACAGAACAGUUAUAAUUACUCUGUGGAAGAGCUAAAUGCAUGCCUGGGCUUGUGGAGAAAGCAUCCGUCGAAAUCUGUAAGUGUGCAAAAUAGCCAGUCAAAUGAAAGCCCCAGAGUAAAUCAGAUUUCACCUUGCAGCCAAAAUGCACAAAAUAGAGAAGAAAAUAAUGUUCUGGUUAGUACAGAGGAAGAAACUUUGCCUACAACAACUGCUUCUGUAGGGCAAAAACUUGAUACUGUGAGCUGCAAUUUGAUAAAAGGUUCUGAACUCCAGGUUGCGGUUGUCUCUCCUUUAGUGCUUUCUGAACAGAGAACACAGUGUGAACAGGCAGACAAAAGUCCAACAUCUGCAGGGAAAACCUGUUCAGUGAUUGACUCAGGAAGCACAGGUAGCUUGCAAGAAGAGGGGAAAAAUGGUUUAAGUGUGAUGAAUACUGAUAAAGGAACAAAAGAAACUGUUUGGUCACCAUCCAGCAAUUGUGUUCCGGCACUGAAAGUGGACUCACAUUUGCAACAGACCAAAUUAGCUGGUGGAAACAGAAUAGUAAAAACCAGCAUGGGCACAAAUGAUUCAUAUAAUGAAAACCAAAGGAAAGUUAGUGAAUCUGCACAAGAUGCCAGAGAAAAUCUGCAGCUGGGGUUACAAAACAAGCCAUCUCUUCCUGAACUGGGUAUCAAUUUUUCGAGUCAGAUCUUUCAAGAUGGUAUGAAAGACCACAAAGACAUGCAAGCUGUGUUAGAGACAGGAGAUACAUCCACAGCUGUCUUGGAAGAAAAGAUGUUUUGUAUUUCUAGUGUAUGUUCUCUUGUUGAAGGUGAUAGAUUUUAUAAUCCACAAAUAGCAAGUAUCUUUAGGUCAGUCCCUGAGACACAUGCAUUAAAUGGUACCUCAUCAGAGGGAAAGGCAUCUGACCCGGGGCAAAAGGAGCGACAGUGGGACUUGCAUAAAAAUAAGGUGAGCAAUAAAACUCCCCGAAGACAGAGCUUGCUGCAAAAUGUGUUGGAAGAAUCAUCAGGUUGCAUGAGUAAAGCAGGUAAGAUUCUGGAUGGCAUCACAGCUAGUCAGUUGGAGAAGGAAAGCAAUGGCAAUCCUCUUAAAACAAUUUCUACCUUAGAACAAAACCCGCCAUUCAAUGCAUCUUUCAAAAAUACUGACAAGGACUUGGAAAUUCUUGCUAGUAUAAACCAGGAGUUAGCUCAAAAUUCACUUGAUUUCUCCAUCAGCGUAGCUGCUGAAACAAAUGCAGUCACUCUUCCAAGAGACAGCAGUAAACAAAAUUACAUGUUCAGUAAAACUAGCACAGAAAAAGAGAUGAAUCUUUUUGGAGUGCAACCUGUUAAAUAUCUAAACAAUCAGCUGUCUGAACUAGUGAAAGAGUUUCCGUAUGGCAUUGAAGGUGCUGAUAUGCUAAGAAAAGAACCAGUACAAAAUGAUUCUUUGGCUGAACAGAAGGAGAAUCAACCUCAAAAAGAGACUCAGAUUUGUGACAAGGAUUCUCAUUUGAAGGACUCGGUAGGUCAGAGAACAACUGUAGUGUUAAGCUCUGAUCAGAUGAAAGAACCGUUUCCUGAACGCAACUGGUGUUCCUCUAGUGACAGCAGGAGAGUAGCGAGUCAACAGUCAGAAAAGUCUUCAGCUGAGAAGGAGAACCUCGAAGGCGGCGUUCAACCUAGUCAGUGUCUGGGCAAGAAGACAGAAAACCCACAAGAAAACUCCAACCCCAGGGAAAAAGAAAAAAACGAUUGUUCUUUAAUGGGUUGUCUAUCUGUAGCACGUGAAAUGCCACAGUGUGCCUCUGAAUUGGGAAAGUUUGAUUCGGAGCAAAAUGAUGAUCAACUUUCAAAAGCUGAAAAUACCAGCUCUGCGGACAGACAAGAAAACAACGGUAAAUCUGAUGCUGUAACAAAGAACAACGGUGCAGUGGGAAACCUGCAAAGUUCUGAAGAAAUCCCAAACAGUGUUAGCAAAAUUAAAAAAGACACUUGCAAAUACAGUUCUGUAAUGAACACAAAAACUAGCCUAAAGGUGAAUAAUGAAUGCGAACCGCUUACAACACAACAGGAGAAAAUUAAACCACUCAAUUCCUCUGAAAACCAGGAUGCCAACAAAUGUAAAAUGAGCAGCUGGAAGGAAGAGCUGCAAAUCGACAAAGGAAUCUCACUGUUGGACAAAGAUUUUCAGUCUGACAAGAAAGAUCAGACAAUCUCAGAAGAGUUGUCAGAGAAAGCUGGUCAUACAGAUGCAGACAACAUGGCAAAGUCAUCCAAAAAGAAAGAGACAAUUUUGAAAAGGAAGUCCCUUUCAGAAGAUAAAACCAAAACAGUUUUGGCCACAAAGUCCAAAGCAGAUGUUCAAAAGUUUGCAAAGUCAGAAACUGUUGAAGUUAAGCAUGUUGAAGUCAAUCAAGGACUAAAACUUAAAACCCAUGAAGAGAGCUCAGUUGAAGAACAGAACUGCAGGAAACAAAAGGAGAUACUUGGGCAAGACGUAGGAAUUAACAUCAAAGAGAAAGCCAAAUCAUCAGCUGAAAUACAACAUAAAAAGCUGAAAAGUUGUCAUGCUGAUGCUGUAACAUUGCCACAUUUUGGCACGGUAGACCUAAAGUCAAGAAAUCACAAAUAUUCUCAGCAUAAAGCUAUGAAAGCUCAUCCUUCAGAGGAGCAGUCAUACAAACGGAAGAGGAAGGAAAAUAUGAUUGGGAAGAGAGACUCUAAGAAAACAAGGGUGGACGAGGAAAGACUGAAAAAAUCUGAAACAAAGAAUUCCAAGCAGCUUUCACAAAAUUGCGUGAUAAAUACUGACAAAGCUAAAAAAAAGAAUGUAGAAAACAGCUGGAAACCAAAGACCUCGUUAGCAGAUCGCUCUGUGAUUAAACUACAGAGAAAAAGGGCUCGACCGUCUACCAUCUCUAAAAGCUACUUUUCUAAUAAAGAGAGACGUCUUGAUGGUCAAAACAAAGACAAGUGCUCUGAGAAAAUGUUUCCUGAUAAAAACCUGCUAUACUUAAAUAGAAGGAAUAACAGAUUAAAAUUGCAUAUUCAAAAGGAACCAAAAAAACACUACCUGAACAGAGUUGCAUUUAAACGUACGACACAGGAACGCAUAUAUCUGACAAAAUUGGAGACAUCGCCUGUCAGACCUGUCUGGCAUCUAAAGCCCAAGGUGUCACAAAACAGCCCAGAUGUGAAAAGAGAUGCUUCUGUCUCAGAAGCUGAGAAACCGUGCAAACAGGACAUACUUGAAUUCAAGCUGUGUCCAGAGAUACUGUUCAGAAACCCAACCACUGAUGAAGAAAGCUUAGCUGCAAAGAAAUCCCUGGAAAGUGAGAAAGCUGUUGUGGCAGGUGUCAAGAGUAAAAAAGAAGAUUGGUUAAAAUGUGAUCCAGUGAAGCAAAAAACGCUGCAAGAGAUCUGUACAGCUGAGGACAGUAUUCCACUUGAUACAGCUAUACAGCUCCUGGAUGGAAAUGGCGAGGCUCUUCACAUUCCAAUCAAAGACUCAAAAGAGAUUUUUCAGACCUACAGAAAAAUAUAUCUGGAAAAAAAGAUGCAAAAACCUUGA
Eurypyga helias (sunbittern) is the source of this 5610-nucleotide messenger RNA. RefSeq names its product KIAA1551 ortholog (gene RESF1). Lineage: Eukaryota; Metazoa; Chordata; Aves; Eurypygiformes; Eurypygidae. Bases 1 to 5610 code for a protein of 1869 amino acids. The record is from RefSeq and is a predicted model, not a curated record. Gene Ontology annotation, molecular function: histone methyltransferase binding. Gene Ontology annotation, cellular component: nucleus. The transcript has 3 exons.